Messenger RNA from Dipodomys spectabilis (banner-tailed kangaroo rat), 1916 nucleotides. It is a transcript of the gene Fzd5, whose product is annotated as frizzled class receptor 5. Gene Ontology annotation, cellular component: plasma membrane. The record is from RefSeq and is a predicted model, not a curated record. The transcript has a single exon. NCBI's taxonomy places the organism in Eukaryota, Metazoa, Chordata, Mammalia, Rodentia, Heteromyidae. Gene Ontology annotation, molecular function: Wnt-protein binding; Wnt receptor activity. Bases 88 to 1845 code for a protein of 585 amino acids. Gene Ontology annotation, biological process: non-canonical Wnt signaling pathway; canonical Wnt signaling pathway.
GUGCGGAGAGGACAGCCCGGGUCCCGGAUUCCUCGGCCUGUGUCGGCCCCUCGCGGGCUGCUCGAGACGAGGGGAGGGAGGGGGGCGAUGGCUCGGCCUGACCCGUGCGCGCCGCCUUCGCUGCUGCUGCUGCUCCUGACACAGCUGGCGGGUCGGGCGGCGGCCGCCUCCAAGGCCCCUGUGUGCCAGGAAAUCACGGUGCCCAUGUGCCGGGGCAUUGGCUACAACCUGACGCACAUGCCCAACCAGUUCAACCACGACACGCAGGACGAAGCCGGCCUGGAAGUGCACCAGUUCUGGCCGCUGGUGGAGAUCCAUUGCUCGCCCGACCUGCGCUUCUUCCUGUGCUCCAUGUACACGCCCAUCUGCCUCCCGGACUACCACAAGCCGCUGCCGCCCUGCCGCUCGGUGUGCGAGCGCGCCAAGGCCGGCUGCUCGCCGCUCAUGCGCCAGUACGGCUUCGCCUGGCCCGAGCGCAUGAGCUGUGACCGCCUCCCCGUGCUGGGCCGCGACGCCGAGGUCCUGUGCAUGGAUUACAACCGCAGCGAGGCCACCACGGCGCCCCCCAGGUCCUUCCCGGCCAAGCCCACCCUCCCGGGCGCCCCAGGCGCCCCAUCCUCCGGGGGCGAGUGCGCCAGCGGAGGCCCCUCGGUGUGCACGUGCCGGGAGCCCUUCGUGCCCAUCCUGAAGGAGUCGCACCCGCUCUACAACAAGGUGUGGACGGGCCAGGUGCCCAACUGCGCGGUGCCCUGCUACCAGCCGUCCUUCAGCCCGGACGAGCGCACGUUCGCCACCUUCUGGAUCGGCCUGUGGUCCGUUCUGUGCUUCAUCUCCACCGCCACCACGGUGGCCACCUUCCUCAUCGACAUGGAACGCUUCCGCUACCCCGAGCGCCCCAUCAUCUUCCUGUCGGCCUGCUACCUGUGCGUGUCCCUGGGGUUCCUCGUGCGCCUGGUCGUGGGCCACGCCAGCGUCGCCUGCAGCCGGGAGCACAGCCACAUCCACUACGAGACCACGGGCCCGGCGCUGUGCACCGUCGUCUUCCUGCUGGUGUACUUCUUCGGCAUGGCCAGCUCCAUCUGGUGGGUCAUCCUGUCGCUCACCUGGUUCUUGGCGGCCGGCAUGAAAUGGGGCAACGAGGCCAUCGCGGGCUACGCGCAGUACUUCCACCUGGCCGCCUGGCUCAUCCCCAGCGUCAAGUCCAUCACGGCGCUGGCUCUGAGCUCCGUGGACGGGGACCCGGUGGCCGGCAUCUGCUACGUGGGCAACCAGAACCUGAACUCGCUGCGUGGCUUCGUGCUGGGCCCACUGGUGCUCUACCUGCUGGUGGGCACGCUCUUCCUCUUGGCGGGCUUCGUGUCUCUCUUCCGCAUCCGUAGCGUCAUCAAGCAGGGUGGCACGAAGACGGACAAGCUGGAGAAGCUCAUGAUCCGCAUCGGCAUCUUCACGCUGCUCUACACGGUGCCCGCCAGCAUCGUGGUGGCCUGUUACCUGUACGAACAGCACUACCGGGAGAGCUGGGAGGCGGCCCUCACCUGCGCGUGCCCGGGCUCCGACGCGGGCCAACCGCGCGCCAAACCCGAGUACUGGGUGCUCAUGCUCAAGUACUUCAUGUGCCUGGUCGUGGGCAUCACGUCGGGCGUCUGGAUCUGGUCUGGCAAGACCGUGGAGUCUUGGCGGCGCUUUACCAGCCGCUGCUGCUGCCGCCCGCGGCGGGGCCACAAGAGCGGUGGCGCCAUGGCCUCCGGGGACUACGCGGAGGCCAGCGCCGCGCUCACUGGCAGGACCGGGCCGCCGGGCCCCGCCGCCGCGUACCACAAGCAGGUGUCCCUGUCGCACGUCUAGGAGGAGAAGGAGGAGGAGGCCGAGGCGGAGGCCCGGCCCCGCCCCUGCACCCGUGCUGGAAGUGGAGGGGG